GUUCGAUGCUUCCUUUGCAGAUGAAAAGGCCCACGCAGAAGAAAAACAACCACACCAACGACGAGAAGCAACGAACAGAGCCCCCCACGUCUGCUGCACAGAAUCCGGGUGGUCAGCAGCCUUCAUCUGCAGCAACGACAGCACGCGUGAGAGCCGCGCGGCUCUCAGGUGCCGACCCACCCGACACCCCAAUGCUGCAGCCGCAUGCUGACAAACACUGGAGUGCUCACCGCGUGUGGAGGGGUCUCUACUGGGGGGCCUGGAUGAGCCUGGUGCUCAGCGUCGUGACCAUGCUGCGGGCAUACUGGCUGUGGGGGACCUUGAAGUGGCCCUGGGGCGACAUCGAUGUGCGGAGAGACAUCGAUGUGCGGAGAGUGGCGAUGCGGAUGCACAUUGGGGGCGGGGGAGGACGGGACGACCUGAUGAAGCGGCAGAAAGAGGUCUUGUUGCUGGAGCAGGGCGGAUUCGCCCUGGCUGACGGGCUGCCCUAUGGGUAUGACAUUGAGGACGAGCGGCAGCGGCAUCUGUGGAAGGGGACGGCGAGGAUGUUCCUCAGCAGGCUGUCCAAUAUGACCAGGAGCGGGUGCAGGGCCUACUGGGAAGACACUGUGCGGGUGCUCUUCGGGGCUUUCGAGGGUGUGCAUGACGACAUACUGGAGAGAACCCUUGAACACUCCUUCCCGCAAAACACUGGUCGGCCUGAUAGGAUGGAAGCCAACACAUCUGCCAUCACGCCCGCAUUGCAAUCCUUGUGUGUGUCUGUCUGUCUGUCUGUUGGCCUCCCCGUAGCGUUGCGUCUGAAGGUGGUCGACGGCAAGCUCCACUGCGUGCUUGACGGCCGGCUGAAGCCCUUCAAAACAAAGCCCCUUCACGUGCGAGACGUCCUAAAACGGCUGGAGCGGGUGCUCAGCAAGACCGCUCCCACACCGCCCAUCACCCAGCAGCAGCCACAAAAACAGCAACCACACCCCUUCGAGGGCGUUGAGUUCUUCAUCCACCUCGACGACUGCCCCGCCCUGUGGCACACCGAGCCCCCCUUCUACAGGGAGAGGUGUCUCGACCUGGAGGUCGAUGAGGACGGCGACGGCGACGUGCUCAAGAGAAGGCGCCUGCAGCAGCCCUACUCGUUCGUCAGACACACGCCCAAGGGGCUGCUGCUGUCCAUAAGCGGGUCGCUCUUCUUCAACACCGACAUCCCAGCGCUGCCGUACUUCCAGUUCAACCGCAAGGAGGACAAGGCCAUGCGCGACGCUGUGUCAGGAUACGUCGACGAUGCGCGCAAGUGGAAGCGGGUGUGGGGGCGGAAGAAGGCGCUGCCUCAUUUCGUGGGCCGGUUCACGACCGAUGAGAGGCUCGUCUUCGCCUGUCUGGCCAACGUGAGGGAUCAGCGCGUCAAGGCGGCGGGUGGCCAUGCGCACCGGGGAAGCAGCAGCAUGCAGCAGCGGCCCGUCUUCGACCACGUGUACCUUACGGAUGUGAACAAGAUCAAUUGCACCCCAAGGGCAGAGGCGCUUCACAGGUCCGCUAAGUUACCCUCUACCACACACCGACAGACACGAAAUGAAUGACCCCCCAUGUGCCUGUCCUUCUGGUCCGUCGUCUGUCCGUCUGUCUGCAGGAUGUUCGGCUGUGACGCCUCGGCCAUCUGUCGUGCGGACGCCGCGCCCUUCGAGCAGUGGUCGCAGCGCCAGCUGCAGCACAAGUUCCUGCUGGACCUGCCGGGAGUGGGUCCGUGGUCGACCCGUCUCCGGCUCUCCCUCCUGGCCGGCAGCAUCGUCUUCCAGAACCUACGAGCAUUCACCAACCUCCAAUUCUUCGACUAUGGCCUCAAAAAGGGCGGCAUCAUACUGCCCUUCCAGUCGGUCGACGAUCUUGUCCGAAAGGUCAGACAGACAGACUAGACUCCCUCGUUUUGUAUGUGUAUGUGUCUGUGUGGGUGCAUAUGCUUCGAUGCGGUGCAGAUGGCCAUUGUGCAUGAGGACAGGGAGCUCGAGCGGCGGAUCGCUCGAGGUGCUCAGAGGUUUGCGUGGCGGUGCCUCAACAGCGACAGUCUGGACGCCUUCCUCACCGCACUGCUGACACGGCUAGCGAGGCUGCCGCGGACCCCCAGCGACAACAGGGGUAGUACUGCUGGUGGUGCGAUGAUGAGACAAGUGCCCAUCGAUGUCAGAAGCGAGAACUUCGACUACUGCUAUGCUCCAUGAUGGCCGGCCCAUGUGUGUGUGUGUGUGUGUGGAUGUGCAAAGGGAGGGGCGCACUGACUGUGUUGUCGAUAGGUCUUUUUCAGUAUAACACACACCACACUUGUGUGUUCGUGUGUGUGAUGUCGUCUGCGUCUGUGCACUGCAGUGAAUGCAUUGCCACACACUCAUUGGUCGGGGGCGUUAUAAUAUAUUUGUCACGC
This is a messenger RNA of Vitrella brassicaformis, 2404 nucleotides long. NCBI's taxonomy places the organism in Eukaryota, Vitrellaceae. The record is from the annotation of a GenBank genome assembly.